Molecule: messenger RNA, 1254 nt
Organism: Rotaria socialis
Lineage: Eukaryota; Metazoa; Rotifera; Eurotatoria; Philodinida; Philodinidae
Source: the annotation of a GenBank genome assembly
AUGUUUACAAAGCAAAAAUAUUUGAUAAAUUUACUUAUCGGAAAAACUAAUCUAAUUAAACAAUGUGGAAGGUCAACGCACGUUGGUUCAUCUAUUUUCACGCUGCCAGAAUCACAUGAAAUGCUUCGAAAAACAUGCCGUGAUUUUGCGGAACAAGAGUUAAAACCAAUUGCUUCACAGCUCGAUAAAACACAUCGAUAUCCAACAGAAAUUGUUAAAAAACUUGGCGAUCUUGGUCUCCUGUGUGUUGAAGUCAAGGAAGAAUAUGGCGGCUCUGGUUUAGAUGCACUUGCUUAUGCUAUUGCUAUGGAAGAAAUAUCACGUGGAUGUGCAAGCAGUGGUGUUAUCAUGUCGGCUCAUAACUCUCUUUAUAUUGGACCUAUUUUAAAAUAUGGCACUCAAAAACAAAUCGAUGAAUUUAUUAAACCAUUUAUAAACGGUGAUCGUGUUGGAUGUUUUGCUCUUUCAGAACCUGGUAAUGGAUCUGAUGCAGGUGCAGCAAGUACUACUGUUAAAGAACAUGAUGGUUCAAAUUAUGUGAUGAAUGGUACAAAGUCAUGGAUUACAAAUGGCUAUGAAUCAGAAGCUGCAGUUGUCUUCGCUACAACUGAUAAAUCACUUAAGCAUAAAGGCAUCAGCGCAUUUAUUGUCAAGAAACCAACGCCAGGUUUAUCAUUAGGCAAGAGAGAAGAUAAAUUAGGUAUACGAGCAAGUUCAACGUGUAAUCUUAUAUUCGAUGAUUGCGUAAUACCGAAAGAAAACUUACUUGGUAAAAAAGGCGAUGGAUUCAAAAUUGCAAUGACUACACUCGAUUCAGGUCGUAUUGGUAUAGCAGGGCAAGCACUAGGCAUUGCUCAAGCAUCGCUUGAUUGCGCACUCGACUAUGCACAAAAACGGCAAGUAUUCGGUAAACAAUUAACACAGCUGCAAGCUAUACAAAUGAAAUUAGCUGAUAUGGAAAUGCGUUUACAAUCUGCUCGUUUCCUAACGUGGAAAGCUGCAACAUUGAAAUCUUCGGGUCAGCCGUUUACAAAAUUUGCUGCUAUGGCAAAAUUAUCUGCAUCGGAAUGUGCAACGUUCAAUGCUCAUCAAGCUAUUCAAAUUUUAGGCGGCAUGGGUUAUGUUAGUGAUAUGCCUGCUGAACGUCAUUAUCGUGAUGCACGUAUAACAGAAAUUUAUGAAGGAACAAGUGAAAUUCAACGAUUGGUUAUUGCUGGCAAUCUUAUCAAAGAACAUAGUGCAACCAAUACGUAA